Dimorphilus gyrociliatus is the source of this 3330-nucleotide messenger RNA. The record is from the annotation of a GenBank genome assembly. NCBI's taxonomy places the organism in Eukaryota, Metazoa, Annelida, Polychaeta, Dinophilidae.
ACUAAUUCUACGGUGUCUCAAUAGGGAAACAUGGGCAAGUAAUACUUAGUUGACUCAGUAAAACAUUUUCACAAGAUUAUGCAAUACUAACAACAUCUUACUUUAUUAAGAAUUUGGUAUUUUUGCAAGUAUCAAUAGUGUAUUAUUUUAUCAACAAGAAGCAAUUUCAACUAACCUUGAGCGAUAAUAGGAUAUAAUAACACAACCAAUAUGCUUAAAAAGGAUAAAAUAGUUCAAUUAAAGAAUCCUAUUGGAAAAACAUUUAGGAUAGUUCGAGAACAAUAUUUAAGAGAAGAUAUUCCUUGCCAUAGUAAAUUGUGUUUAAGCGAUUGUAUCGAGAAAAGCAAACAAGACUACAGACUGCCAAACAAAGAUAGGGCUAGUCAUUAUAUAAUUCCAGAUUGUCUAUUAGCCAAAAAUUAUAUGGAACUAUUGGAAAUGCCUGAAUUUCGAGGUAUUAUCUUCCUGCAAACAGUAACUUAUUUUAUACAACACGAGGGUAGUAUGAGGCUUCAUAAAUCCCUCAUGUCAAUUGUUAAUAAUCCAUUUAAAGAAAGCGCAAUUUUUUACAACGAAUUUCAAAGAUAUGCUUUCGUAGAACGAAAGAAAGGAGAAAGCAUAAUUGAUUGGAGAAGAAGAAGCGUCUACAAUGCUACUGUAUGGUAUUACAAUCAUUUGGCUGGACAAACAUCUUUUGUCAUUUUAAGCGAGGAUCCAAAAAUGAAAGAACUAUACGAAGGAGAAACUCCAAAUAUAUUUGUUCUUACUUUUAAAGAAUAUCUAAAAACGUUUUUUUCUGAAUGGGAAGGUGCUUUUAACCUUUACGAAAGUAUAAAGGAUGCUUUAGAGGAAAGAUCGGAAACUGAUGAAAUAGCUGGCUAUUUACCUAAUGAAGUUCUUGAAGCGGGUAUUAAGUCUGGGCGUUUUGUCGAGGGUGUAUUAAAUGUCAAUAGGUACUGUGCAAAUUCGGAAGCUUUUCUCAAACGAUCAGGAUUAUCAAGUAAACAAGGAGGUGAAGAAUCUGAUAUUCUUAUACCAGGACAAGCUAAUAGAAACCGAGCUAUACAUGGCGAUAGAAUCGUUGUUGAACUUUACCCGAAGAGCCAAUGGAAGUCUAGAAUAUUUGUUCUCGUUAAGGAAAAUGAAACAAAAGACGUCGAGGAUAAUUCCAGUUCAAAUAAGAUGCCUACGGGUAAAGUCGUAGGUAUAUUGCAAAGAAAUUGGAGAGAUUAUGUAGCCAGCUUUGGAACAGAUCAGCAAGUAAAAGUUACGGGUAAAGCUGAGAAGGUUAUUGUUCGACCUUGGGAUUGGAGAAUUCCAAAAAUACGACUUAGCACGAAAUUAGUGGGCGCAUUUAAAGAUCAUAAAAUUGUAGUUCGCAUUGAUUCGUGGGAAGUGGACAGCCAAUAUCCAAAUGGUCAUUUUGUCCGUAGUUUAGGAAAAGCUGGUGAAUUGGAAACUGAAAUAAAGACUCUAUUAAUAGAGAAUAAUCUAAACGUUGGUCCGUUUAGUGAAUCAAUUCUGAAAGAAAUGCCUGUUAAUAAUGAGGAGGAAAAGUGGACGAUGACACCGGAAGAGAUUAAGAAGAGAAGAGAUUUAAGAGAAUCGCAUCUUAUAUUCAGUAUUGAUCCUAUUGGUUGCGAAGAUGUAGAUGAUACGUUAUCAAUUCGGAAAAUCGAGGACAAUAAACUGGAACUGGGAGUUCACAUAGCCGACGUAACUCACUUUGUUCAACCGGGAUCUCUAACUGAUGUUGAAGCUAGGGAGCGUUCAACCAGCGUCUAUUUGGCUGAUAGACGUUAUGAUAUGCUUCCGUCUGUUCUUAGUGGAGAUUUAUGCUCCUUACUUAGUGGUGUUGACAGAUAUGCUGUCAGCGUUAUAUGGAAAAUGAAUGAAAAUUUUGAAGUUGAAGAUGUUUGGUACGGAAGAACAGUUAUAAGAUCCAAAUAUAAACUUUUCUACGAAAUUGCUCAAAAGAUUGCAGACGGUUUAGAUAAUGAAGAAAUAAUGGCAAAUGUAUCCGAAAUGGCUCAGUACGAUAAAAAAGAUAUUGAAUUAAGAAUUGAAGAAUUAAGAUGGUCUAUUAUAAAGUUAAUGGAAAUAGCAAGGCAUUUUAAAGCAAAAAGAACUGAAGAGGGCGCAGUUGUUUUAGAAGGUUCUGAAGUAAAAGUUGAAAUGCAAGAGGAGAAAAUUAAAAACGUUAUACCGAAAAAGUCAUUGGAAAUUCACGAAACUAUAGCAGAAUGUAUGAUAUUUUCUAAUCAUUGGGUUGCUAAAAAGAUAUUUCAGUCCUUUCCGUCUCACGCUUUGCUAAGGCACCACCCACCCCCGCGGCAGGAACACUUCGAUUCUCUCAGGAAAUGCGCUGCCUCGCGUAAUUUCACAAUACAAACUGAGUCUAAUGCAGAAUUAGCGGCUUCGUUAGACUCCUGUGUUGACAUAGACGAUCCAGUAGUUAACAAACUUAUGAGAAUUUUGGCUACUCAGGCUAUGUCUAAUGCUGCAUAUUUUUCGACCGGAUCAUUGAAUCGAGAAUUAUUUAAUCAUUAUGGCUUAGGCCUUGAAUACUAUACCCAUUUUACAUCUCCCAUAAGAAGAUAUGCCGAUGUUGUUGUUCAUAGAUGCCUAAUGGCAGCUAUUGACGAAACUGGCAAAGAUAAUCUUAUGAAUAAUGCUGAUUUACAAACUUCCGCAGAACAUAUGAAUAGCAAACAUAGAGCAGCCCAACAGGCCCAAAAACAAUCUCAGGAACUUUUCCAAUCCUUAUUCUUUAAAGAGAAAUCUGAUGAUGAGACAUGCGUAGUAGAUGCUGUUGUAUUGCAAUUACGUAAUAAUGGAUUUAUAGUAUUCAUCCCACGUUAUGCUAUUAAGGGUGCAGUAUUUUUAAAGAACAAGGAGAAUCUGGUGGUCGAAGUUAGUAACAAGGGAGAAACACAAUGGGUUGCUGGUACAUUAAAUUUAAAAGAAAACAGUGUCCUUGUACAAACAGGCUCAAAACGUCAAGAGUACACUCUCCUCCAGCACGUGACUGUAAGAAUAAACGUUGAAAAUUAUCAUGGCCACGCUCUACAAUUGAGUUUGUCACUCGUAUCAAACAAACCGUUUAUGCCCGACGUUGAAGAUGAGAAAAACUCAGAAAAUUCAGUUGUACAAUCAAAGAGCGAAUUAAUCAAAGCUGUUAAAGAAGCUAAUAAAUCCUUUUGGACUGACGAUAUUAGUUUAGGUCCAAAUUACACUAAUUGGAAAGAGGAAUUCUCUCAAACAGAAGAAAGUAAAAGCGAUUAUCAUACCUACUUAGCAUUGACCGAAUUAAAUAAACUUGAUAUUUAA